AUGGUCAAUGGCGGAACACUUAUUUUGAUUAUAGACAAACUACUGGGGUUAGGAACGGAAGGAAGAUUCAGAUCGCUACGACACUGUUUAAUAAACCAACAGGCUCAAACGAACAGGAACGAUUGUGCAAACAACGGGGAAGUCAUGUACAAGCCUAUGAUCUACUUGAACAACUUGACGGAUCGUAUAGCUAAAACUUUUAAGAAUGAUUUGCCCAACACUACAUUGGCAAUGGGGAACGAGUACACCAUCAGAAAUUUGCAAGUUCAGGACAGUGGCUGGUAUCGGUGCGUUGCACGAGUUGGACAAACGAUAGCAUCGUCCGCCUGGAGUGCAUACUUGACGGUCGAAGAUAAUCUCCCCACCUCGCAACAGCGCAUCUUCAACGGCGAGCUUCUCCCAGCAGCGCCCGGCUCGCCGAAAGCCCUCAACAUCACAAACAGUAACGUAACCCUGGCCUGGCCAAUUCGCAGCACCAGUGGCCCUCUGCUUACCUACACAAUCGAGCAGUACGGUCUGGACGAUUCCGACAACCUUCCUCCAACCUCAUCGCAAUCGGCAGGCGGUUGGCAGAUUGCCCUGCGUCAACUGGCUGGCAACACUGCCACCGUCACCGGACUGCGACCGGAUACGUCCUACCUCUUUGUAGUCCGAGCGGAAAAUGCGUACGGCUGCUCGGGGCCAUCUGCCAUUUCGGUGCCGAUUCGCACGCUGUCAUCCGACGACCGGGUGACAGUGCCCGCCGAGAUGGAGAGCGCCCGGAACGUGCUGAGUGGAAAGAUUUUGGAACUGAUUGACAUUAUCCCGCUAUCAUCGACGUCGGUUCGACUGGAAUGGCUGUUGCACGUUAGCACUUCUGAGCAGUUCGUUGAGGGAUUUUAUGUUCGCUAUCGGGAACUGGACUCGCACUCGCAACGCUUCUCAAUGCUUUCAAUACCAAACAACGAAAUCGAACAGCAUAUCAUUACCAACUUAGCCAAAUUUACCAAAUACGAGUUUUUCCUCACGCCAUACUUCAAAAACCUGGAAGGUCAACCGAGCAAUGCCCGAAUCGUACAAACUAUGGAAGACCUGCCAUCAAUCGCUCCGGGAGGCAUCCAAACCGGAAUGUUGAACUUGACGGCGGGUUGGGUGCGUUGGAGUCCUCCGCCAAAGGAUCAACUCAAUGGAGUUCUGCAAGGUUACAAAAUCCAAGUUAAGGCCGGAAAUAUUUCCAAAUUGCUAGCGCAGAUGACGCUGAAUGCGACCACGACUUCGGUGAUGCUCAAUAACCUGACAACCGGGUCGAGCUACAGCAUCCGAGUAGGCGCCUUCAACAGAGUAGGACUCGGUCCCUACUCCAAGCCGGUUCACCUAACGAUGGAUCCCUCGUUUGUGAUCGUUCCGCAGGGGGUUCACAACAGCUACAACGACUACGAAGACUUUCGGCAUCACAAUUUUCUGCACGAAACGUGGUUUAUGAUUUUCGUUGUGCUGUCUUUGUUCAUCAUAUUGCUGUUCACUGUCAUUGGUGGGGUGAUCUUCUUCAAGCGGCGUCAGGGCUUGGGUAAACCCGUGGUGACAGUCCCCAUCGGAGCCAGAAGUGACCUUCCCAAUCUAAGCGUUUCGAGGAAGGAUAAUGGGAUUUGGAUCGACCGCGGGUGGAGGACUUGCGAUACGGAUAAAGAUUCCGGGUUAAGUUCCAUAAAGCUGCUGGAGGGGAAUCAAUUAUAUCCGAAUCAAGCUUUGUCCGAUGGAGGCACAGAUUAUGCAGAGGUAGAUCCGAGGGGCGUGACCUCGUUCUACAACUGCCGAAAGUCUCCGGAAAGUCCGACUCCGUACGCUACAACCAUGAUCAUCAAUGGUAUUCCACAUAGUGAAAACGGUGACCUGAGCUAUCAAGGUCACGACACUUUUUCAUCCACGUCUUCCAGUUUUAGAUCAUUCUACGGUUAUCCGAGACCGAUUGUUAACAGCAAUCAAGUUCCACCGAACUGGGUCGACUAUCUUCCACCGCCGCCGGAGCACCCGCCACCGGCUCCUCAACCGCUGGAUAUCAACCAACUGAACCACGUCUACCCGUCUGAGCUGGUGGGAACCAUGUCCAGCUCGCAGGCCAGUUCCUACUGUUCGCGACGCACCAGUGGCUACAAGUGAGACCUGGCCCCGCAUCGCACCCACAGUCACUAUCUGAUCAGUCCAACGGAUGCCUUCCCGCCGAGCCAUUUCUUCUACUAGCGAUCGCCACCAGAGGGCGAGGAGGGCUUCCGGCAGCGAUCAACAGAUGUUAACGACACUUACUUUUGCGGCAGAUUUCGAUCGAAUUGAAAGAAAAACGGAACCAUCACCACCGACAGCUGGGGGGAACUACGGCCUGCACGACAACCAACACUACGAGAUCCCCAGAAAUGUUCCGCCGAAGACAGUUAACAUCGCCGACAAAUACGGGCUGGAAGCAGUUGAGCCCUUAUGGUUACCAGCAGGCACAUUCUCCGGAUUGAGCAUUCCCGCUCUAGAAAAUGGGAACGAUUCUUGCGAUGAAACCGUGCCGCUGGAUGAGCAAAUCCACUUUCAAAGUGUAAAAAGUUCUCUACCAGAAAACGGCGCCAAUGCUGAACAUAUUAUUUAGAUAAAAUAGAAAGACACUGCAAUUCAUUCAGACAAGAUAUAUUUACAAAAACAUAGAAUACAAAAUGCUUGGAAAGCGCACAUUCAUAAUACGAACAACAAAACCAAAAAACGAACUAAUUCCAACUAGGGACAGAUGAGUAGUGAAUAUAUUUAUUUAUCAAAACUUCAAACGGACAGACAAAAUAAAUACCAAUAUAAAGAUUUCAUAAAAGCAUAAA
Armigeres subalbatus is the source of this 2828-nucleotide messenger RNA. RefSeq names its product roundabout homolog 2-like. The record is from RefSeq and is a predicted model, not a curated record. Gene Ontology annotation, molecular function: protein binding. Bases 1 to 2136 code for a protein of 711 amino acids. The transcript has 8 exons. Gene Ontology annotation, biological process: cell-cell adhesion. NCBI's taxonomy places the organism in Eukaryota, Metazoa, Arthropoda, Insecta, Diptera, Culicidae.